Annulohypoxylon maeteangense is the source of this 1634-nucleotide messenger RNA. RefSeq lists its product as uncharacterized. The transcript is spliced from 3 exons. NCBI's taxonomy places the organism in Eukaryota, Fungi, Ascomycota, Sordariomycetes, Xylariales, Hypoxylaceae. Bases 188 to 1522 code for a protein of 444 amino acids. The record is from RefSeq and is a predicted model, not a curated record.
CCCUCACCGAAUUCCCUAUACCUGUCGAAUACUUGCCGCUUACUACUCGCCUAAAUAGUUUAUUUAAUCCCCUCUCGGAGGUCCUCUUGUACUAUUUACAUAAAUCUUUACUAGAGAACGAUUGCAAGAUUUCCCUAUAUCCCCUGCCUAUCAUCUUUCCUCCUAUCGGCGACCUCACGAUCCCAAUAUGAGUAGAUACGAUUCUUACUCGGAAGAUGAGGAUCUUGACAUCCGUGUCAGACAUCGGCAUGCCUCUCCUAACCCACCUCCUCUUGCUCAUUAUGUAGACGCCCGCUCCCCUCGUCCUCGUUACUAUGAGACCGCCCCCCGUGCAGAGGACCGUUUUUUAGUACCGACGAAUGAGCGCACUAUUGUGACAACUCGGCGAUCACGCUCACGCGAUCACCGUCCUGCUUCACCGGGGGUCAGUGCACCUAAUCCUCCCGUCAUAAUCAACAAUCGUAUUUAUAAUAACUCUGACUCUGAGUCAAUAUCCGACUCUGACUCAGAGCAUGAGAUGAAGAGGUCUCGAUCUCGCCGUCGUGGUCAUUCUCGUGCACAUUCGCGUACCUCUUCAAGCUAUUCCCAUGAACAUGAUCACGACCGGUACGCACUGGAGCACGUACGCCGGGAUUACGAGAAGGAGAUCGAGGCUAAGCGCAGGGAUUACGAGAAGGAUCUCGAAAAUAAGCGCCGCGAGUAUGAGCUAGAGCACGCCCGGAAAGAACUUCAAGAGCUCAAGCUAUCCGCCCAGAUCGAGCAGGACGAGAAGCGCCGGAAUCGCACUAUCCAAGAAGAGCGCGACCUGCGGGAGGCUAAGAAAGAGCUCGACGAAAUUCGGAAAGCUAAAGAGCAUGAUGAGUAUGAACGCCGCGUCAAGCAAAAGCUCGAACUUCAACGACUGAAGGACGAAGAAGCUGCCUUGGUAGAAAAGAAGCGCCGCGACAAAGAAGCUAGAGAGGCUAUUGAGAAGUAUAAGAAAGAAGAGGCGGAGCGUAGAAUUAAGGAAAAGCAGGAGGCCGAGGCGCGCGAGAAAGAAUACAAAGUCAAAAUGCAAGAGCAGCUGCUAAAGUCCGGUCUCGGCGAGAAAGAGAUCAAUGCCAUCCUCGCCGGCGAGAAGAUUAAGAAGGAAAAAGAAAAGGAAGAGAAGGAAAAGGCGAAGGGGAAGGAGACGGAGGAGGCACCACGUCCUAUCUACACUCGUAUGGCGAGACGGCACCUCUCGAUCGAGACCUUGAGGGCCUACGAUAUCGACUUCCAACUUGACCCCGAUCCAGACUAUAUCCUGAUCAAGAGGUGGGUGGAUGAACCGGAGCAGGACCUGCUCUGGAGACACACCAAACUCAUUCGCGAGAAGCGGUCCUCUGGUUCUAGUAAGCUUAUUAUGUCUAUUGAAGAGAAGGAUAGGAGAAAGCAUCAUCACCAUCUCGAGCCUGAAUUUGAAUGGGUCCGUAAGAAGGAGCGUAGGCGGAGCCGAUCCCCUUCUUUACUGAUGUACUUGGCUGGGGGGAGACCGGCGUAGUGUGGUAAUUUCUAUUCAUUUUCUUCUCCUUUGCGUGGACAGGGAUGGCCGCUGCAAUUUGCAGUUGACGAAUAGACUCAUGCCACUUUCCUAUUUCUAUGAUGAUGAGAAC